Molecule: messenger RNA, 897 nt
Organism: Prorocentrum cordatum
Lineage: Eukaryota; Dinophyceae; Prorocentrales; Prorocentraceae
Source: the annotation of a GenBank genome assembly
AUGCAGCCCACGCUGAAGGAGCCCUCACGGCCCGUGACGCAGGAGAACAGGUCGCUCUUCCAGAUGCCCGACGGUGGCGGGUCGAGCUCCUCGCGGCCCACGUCUGGGUACUCGGUCGAGCAGCUAUCCUUCGUGCGGGACACGUACGGCAGCCGAUCCGACUCCCGCGGGAGCCGCUGCAGCAGGUCCGGCCGGAGGCCCGAGACCAUCGCCGAGGACGAAGAAGGCUAUCGGCGCGAGGGCGUCGCGGACGUCCUCCGACUCGACGACGACGAGGACCGACAGCCGCGGCCCCACCCCGGCGCGCCCGUCGCCGGCGGACUCGGAGGUCGGCGCCUCCUCCGGCAGCGAGGAGCUCACGCCGAUGACCCCCGCGGGCCCUCCAGGCGGCCCGGUGCCGCCGAGCCGAGUGCCAGCUCGGCCGCCGAGGCCUCCCGGCGUGGGCUACCCCGCGCACGGCGCCGCGGGGCUGCGGCCGUCGGGAGAGGCUACCCGGAGCAGCCGCCGCCCGUGUCGGUCGCCGACCUGUCGCCGCGCGCGCGGCGGCAGCUGGGGCAGGCCGACGCUGGCGCCUCGGUGCGCAAGCGGGCGUCGGACGGGUCGCCCAGGAGGCGGAAGACCUCGAGAUCCCCGGCGCCGCCCGCCGCAGGGGAUGAGGCCGCCGGGGACCGCCCCGCGACGGGGUCCGACGCCGUGCCCGGGGGCUCCGGGACGCAGUGGGACGCGGCGUGCGAGGCAGUCAUCGCCAAGCUGCAGUCCUUCGCGGCGUCCAAGGACCGAGGCGUCGGAAGGGCGCAGGGCUCAUGCUGGAGCUGUGCGAGCACAUCUGGGGGCUGGUGGCCGACCUUGAGGCCGGCAAGGGCACGAGGCCGGGGCACCACGCGCAGCAGCUGCUGA